This is a messenger RNA of Microdochium trichocladiopsis, 1964 nucleotides long. RefSeq names its product glycoside hydrolase family 47 protein. Gene Ontology annotation, cellular component: endoplasmic reticulum; Golgi membrane. Gene Ontology annotation, biological process: carbohydrate metabolic process; N-glycan processing. NCBI's taxonomy places the organism in Eukaryota, Fungi, Ascomycota, Sordariomycetes, Xylariales, Microdochiaceae. The record is from RefSeq and is a predicted model, not a curated record. The coding region runs from base 1 to 1782 and encodes 593 amino acids. The transcript is spliced from 2 exons. Gene Ontology annotation, molecular function: calcium ion binding; mannosyl-oligosaccharide 1,2-alpha-mannosidase activity.
AUGACCGUGCUUGACGCUCGCUUGCCCCUCGUCUUUACAGCGGUGGCAAUUUUCUAUCUCUGCAUUUUGUACUUGCCCAGCGGCUACUAUCGAAGCUACGCUGAUCCGGAGCCAACUGCUCAUCAGUUCGACUACAAGAACAGCAGCUUCGAUUGGGCAAGUGUGUCUCUACGACAUCCCAUCGCGCAGUUCACCAGCCUUCCCACGGAAUCAUCCUCCACUCUGCCACUGGUUCAAUACGAUUUUGCCUCGUCCACAAAGAAGCCAAGUCGGGCGCGCAUCAAGCUCAUUGCAGAGCGCCGCUCGCAAGUGAAGGCUGCCUUCACCAAGUCUUGGCAAAGCUACAAACGACAUGCAUGGCUUUUCGACGAGCUCACACCGGUGUCCGGGCACGGCAAAAACAGCUUCGGCGGCUGGGCCGCCACACUCGUCGACUCUCUUGAUACGCUCUGGAUCAUGGGCCUGAAAAACGAGUUCUACGAGGCCGUCGCCGCCGUGGCUCAGCUCGACUGGGCGGACACAAAAGACACGGCAUGCAACUUCUUCGAGACCACCAUCCGCCAUCUCGGCGGUCUUCUCGCUGCUUACGAUCUGAGCCACGAGGAGGUGUUGCUCAGGAAAGCAGUCGAGCUCGGCGACAUGCUCUAUGUGGCAUUUGACACCCCGAGCCACAUGCCCCCUUUCUGGUUUGAUUUUCAGAAAGCCAAAGACGGCAUGCUGGUCGCUGGCAACCAUGAUCCGUCUGCAUCUGUCACAUCAUCUUCUCUCGAGUUCACGCGCCUCUCCCAGCUCACAGGAGACCACAAGUACUACGAUGCUGUCACGAGGGUGACUCGCUUCUUGGAGGACUCGCAGAACUUCACAAGGCUGCCAGGCAUGUGGCCAACCUUCUUCGACAUGCAGAAUGUCGACAAAGAACGCAUCGAGAGCGGCCAAACCAGUCUUUCAUGGGAAAACGGGUUUACGUUGGGUGCUUUGUCUGAUUCGUUGUAUGAGUACCUGCCGAAGAUGCAUUCAUUGCUCGGAGGCAAGGAUCCCGUAUACGAGAAGUUGUACAGGGGAGCAACGGAAGUCAUCACGGAGCACAUCUUGUUUCGCCCCAUGGUCCGUCCAUCUGGUCAAAGUUCUGCAACAAACAUCCUGUUCGCAGGCACCGUCUGGGUCGAGGACAAUGGCCUACGCUUAGACCCCGAAGGACAACACUUGGCUUGCUUUGUGGGAGGCAUGUAUGGCAUUGGGGGCAAGCUUUUCCAAGAGGCCCAACACGUCGAGCUCGGCAUGAAACUGGCACGGGGCUGUGCAUGGGGCUACAGCGCUUUCCCAACUGGUCUUUUGCCGGAGAUCUUUGGACUCCAGCCAUGUUCGACCGCAGGCCCAUGCGACUUCGAGCCACACAACGGGGCUGAUCACGAUUCGCAACAGCCACUCCACAGCCGGAUGGGGUUCACGCAUGCUCGGGACGCUCGUUAUAUUCUGCGGCCCGAAGCCAUCGAGAGCAUUUUUUACAUGUACAGAAUCACAGGCGAGGAUGACCUACUGGACAUUGCCUGGGAUAUGUUUCAAGCGAUCAGGCAGUCCACAGAGACAGAACUUGCAUUCUCAGCAAUCUCUGAUGUCACAGAGACUGGGGAGACAGCCAAGCUAGACUCUAUGGAGAGCUUCUGGCUCUCAGAGACGCUCAAGUACUUUUACUUGAUCUUUUCCGAGCCGGAACUGAUCAGUUUAGAUGAGUUCGUACUCAACACUGAGGCACAUCCCCUGAGAAGACCAAGAUCUAGAUAGCGAUUGUGUAUUAAUUCAAGGCAUCAGAUCUAUUGUGGGACGUCAUUGGGAGCGAUGGCAAUGCCAGACGAGACCGCGCAGUUUUGCAGUAUCAGUUACGGAAGAAGAUCGAAAUGCCUCUGCAUGCACCAUAGACAUUACAAUGGCUUGGGUCAUUCGAUGACUCUAGUGGCCCUUUUGCG